Messenger RNA from Nelumbo nucifera (sacred lotus), 1586 nucleotides. RefSeq names its product BIIDXI-like protein At5g11420. The record is from RefSeq and is a predicted model, not a curated record. NCBI's taxonomy places the organism in Eukaryota, Viridiplantae, Streptophyta, Magnoliopsida, Proteales, Nelumbonaceae.
CUCCGCUUCGAAGCAUCCCACACUCCCACCUCUCUGGCCCUCUCCAUCUCCCUUACAAGCAACGAUGUCGAAGUUCGCGGCUACGGUGUUGUCGGUGCUGCUCUGCGCCACCUGCCACGUUUCCUUAGCUCUCAUCGACGGAUUAUUGCCAAAUGGCAACUUCGAAUACGGGCCGAAGCCGUCGCAGAUGAAAGGGACGCUGGUGACGGACGCCCACGCAAUACCGGAAUGGGAACUUACCGGUUAUGUGGAGUACAUCAAGUCGGGGCAGAAGCAGGGUGAUAUGUUGCUAGUAGUACCUGAGGGAGCUUAUGCAGUAAGGCUGGGGAACGAGGCUUCAAUCAAGCAGAAAGUGAAGGUGAUCAAGGGAAUGUACUAUUCAAUAACCUUCAGCGCAGCUCGCACCUGUGCGCAAGAGGAGCGCCUGAAUGUGUCCGUGGCGCCGGACUCCGGCAUCCUUCCCAUGCAAACUAUGUACAGCAGCAAUGGCUGGGACUCCUAUGCCUGGGCCUUCCAAGCUGAUUAUCCAGAGGUGGAGAUAGUCAUCCACAACCCAGGCGUGGAGGAGGAUCCCGCCUGUGGCCCACUCAUUGAUUCCAUCGCUCUCAAGGCUCUUUAUCCUCCUCGGCCAACCGGCAAGAACCUUUUGAAGAAUGGAAAUUUCGAAGAAGGCCCUUACGUGUUCCCAAACACAUCCUGGGGGGUCCUCGUCCCACCUAACAUUGAGGAUGAUCACUCUCCUUUGCCUGGUUGGAUGAUCGAGUCCCUCAAGGCCGUGAAGUACAUCGAUGCCGAGCAUUUCUCCGUGCCAGAGGGAAAACGAGCUGUGGAGCUUGUUGCCGGGAAGGAGAGUGCCAUUGCGCAGGUAGCUCGGACCGUCCCGGGCAAAGCUUACGCACUCAUGUUCGCCGUAGGUGAUGCUAACAACAGAUGUGAAGGGUCCAUGGUGGUGGAGGCAUUCGCUGGUCGGGACACAGUGAAGGUCCCAUAUGAGUCCAAGGGAACUGGUGGCUUCAAGCGUGCUGUGCUCAAGUUUACAGCCGCUUCCCCUCGCACCCGCAUCAUGUUCCUGAGCACAUUCUACACCAUGAGAAGCGACGACAUGGCCUCCCUCUGCGGACCUGUGGUCGACGAUGUAAAGCUGUUGAGCAUUCGCAACCCACGACGCGUUUGAGCCGAUCGAGUGAGCGCAUCGCUUAUAGCAGGCAUGCAUAAUGUGUAUUACUAAGCUUCUUCCAGUAAUAUACUUAGAUAUAGACCAUUUCCUGGCCAUCCUCCUCUGAUCAUCCUGGAGGAAACGUUAACUUCUUCUUUGAAGCAAAAGGUCUCUAAGGCUCAGGUUCAGGCGAUAGAGUACAACAACGGGGAUACCUAAAAAUGUUUUUGCUGCAAAGCAAGCAAGAGGCCGUAGUGUUGAGUUUAGCAUGUUCUCUGGUAAUAAUAUAUGUAUUACCAAAAUGUUAUAGAUAGAAAUUAAGUUGAUUGAUACCAGCAGUGUGAGAUCUCAUUAAGUGUCUAUGUAGCUUUGGCAAAAAUAAAAGGAAUUGAAGAUGGAAACAUAUUUGUGAUUUGAUGAUUACCUUUAU